UGAUGGAUCUUCAAAUCUCAGUUUUUCUUCUGUUCAUUCUGUUCACUGCAGGUACAAAGACAAAUAGUUUUUACAAUGUUCCUGACUUCAAAUACAGAUCAUAUUUUUCCACUAAGUGUUAUGAGUGCAUGCAUGAUCCAACGGGUUCUUGUAUGAAAAUAUCGGUGCAAUGUCCCGUUGGAUUUUACAAAUGCUUCAGCUCGACAAUGGUAAUAGAACACGGUUUUUUAGGUCUUGAUACUGAAGUGAUGAACAAAACAUGCGCUGUUGGCUGUAAAAGUGGGUCCUUGAACUCUGGCAAACUAAAGAUUUCUGGUUCCUGCUGUGGCACUAACUUUUGUAAUGCCAUAGAUGCUCCAGAUCCCCGAAAGAACAUUCCUAAUGGAAAUAAAUGUUACUAUUGUGAUGAUCAGAGCUGCUCAAACAUAUUGAGCUGUUCAGGGACUGAAGACCGCUGCGUUACAUUAAGAAUGACUUUGGGAGGGGCACUAAUGGUUUUAAAAGGGUGUGUCUCUAAAUCUCUCUGUGAUACCCCAACAUCUACUCUUAUUCAGGAGUUCUCAUGUUGUGAGGGGAACCUGUGUAAUGGUGAUAAGCGUGUCAGCCAGAGCGUCACCCAGAGUUCCAUGUAUAACCGUGAUAAAAGGGUCACCAAGAGUUUCAUCCAGAGUUUUGUGCAUAAGAGUGACACCCAGAGCUCCAUAUAUAACGGUGCUCACAGCGUCACCCAGAGCUUCCUGUUCCUCUGCUCUUCUCUGCUCUCCUACUUCCUGCUGCACUGAAUUGUACUGAUUAUAUAGCCUGUAUUUCUUUGUACUAUCUUGUCAUCAUUCAACAAAAAAAAAAUCUCACCUGUUUUUUUUAGUCAUUUAAAUAAAUUUUUUUGUGUAAUUUAUAAGCAGGUGGCAGUAGAUGAACUUUCGUACUAUAUAUUGUAAAAAAAUAAAAUAAAAAAAUUAUAUUUCUAUUUCUAUCUCCUUCCAAUAUAUAAUCCAAAACCCCCAAGAUCAACUUGUGCUGAUGAAAUCCUUUGGAGUCUGAAUCUGCGUGAGGUACACUGUAAAACCGUACACUGUAAAACAGUUUCAACUAAUUAAAUCAAAUGAGUACUAUUCAAAGUUUAUUGUAAGUUUAUUGUUUAUUGUAGAAAAAAGUGAAAAUAGCAUAUUUUCUUAGUGAUAGAUGCUAUUUACACUAAGUGCAAAUAGCGAUAUAUUCUAUUUACACUAUGUAAGAGUAGCAGAUCUUUGCAAUAAGUGUAAAAAGUAAUUACGCUAUUUAUACUUAUGAAUAGUGGCAGAUAUUUGUGUAACAAAAAUGCCAAGCUCUGUCACCAACCAAUCACAGAGAGCACCAUCACCAGAAUUUAAAUCACGCGAACCUGAAGCCCUUUCAGCUAACUAGCCGGAAAAAGUAUUUCAGCACACACCUCGAGCCUCAUAGUUGUCUGGUCUCAUUUCGAGAAAGGACUGUUUACCUGUACUCCACGUUCCAGCAACAAUACUCCAACAUUCUCUCUGUUCCUGUUCUCCAUGUCUCCCUAGUCUUCUCCUUGUGUUCCAUGUGUGCAACUUACCUCCAAACACACCAGCAUCUACUCGAGGUGUGUACUCUCUCCAGUUCUGAAGAUCUUCUCACCAUCUGCAAAGACCGUAAAACAGUUACCAUCUCAUCUCUCCAUUGAGCUUGAUGAUUUACUGUUUCCUCACCUGCUUCUGUUUACCCUGCUUUGCUGCAAUAAACUAACUACUGUUGAAUUGUA
Megalobrama amblycephala (Wuchang bream) is the source of this 1762-nucleotide messenger RNA. RefSeq names its product ly6/PLAUR domain-containing protein 3-like. The coding region runs from base 3 to 782 and encodes 259 amino acids. The record is from RefSeq and is a predicted model, not a curated record. Lineage: Eukaryota; Metazoa; Chordata; Actinopteri; Cypriniformes; Xenocyprididae. The transcript is spliced from 4 exons.